AAUCGAUUCCCGUCCGCAGUCCGGCUCGGCGUUUGAACAUGGCAGACAAGACAAAGGUCGCAGAACAGUAUUACGCCCCGCCGCCGGAUCUAGGCAAAUGGGAGUCCUUCAGGAUUUUCCUGUGGAAUGGCGAGACGGGACAGUUCCUUGGCCGCACGGGAUCGAGUUGGGCUAAAAUCUUGCUGUUCUACCUGAUCUUCUAUGCGAUCCUCGUCGGCUUCUUCGCCGCUAUGCUGGCGAUCUUCUACCAGACCCUGGACUCCAAGAUGCCCAAGUGGCAGCUCGAUGGAUCAAUCAUUGGAUCCAACCCAGGUCUUGGUUUCCGACCGAUGCCGGACAGCGCGAACGUGGAAAGCACGCUGAUCUACUACAAGGCUAACGACAAGGGCUCCGUGCUCAAGUGGGCGCAGAUCAUCGAUGAUUACUUGGAGCAAUACCGCAAGAAGGGCAGUGGUGUUGAGGCGAGCGGCGCGGAGUACCGGGUACCCUGCUCCCCCACGAGUGGCGCCACGGGAGAGAAGCAGGUCUGCGAUGUGCCUGUCGAUGACUUCCAUCCCUGCACCUCCGCCAACCAGUACAACUACGAGGAGGCUGGGCCUUGCGUGUUCCUCAAACUGAAUAAGAUCUUCAACUGGAUCCCGAAGCCAUACAACAACACUGAGGACCUGCCCUCCAACAUGCCUGAUGACCUGAAGCAACACAUCAAGAUGGUCUCGGGCAAACCUGAAGCGAACACGGUGUGGGUAUCAUGCGAGGGAGAGAACCCAGCUGACGUGGAGAACAUCGGGCCAGUCCAGUACAUCCCUCGCCGCGGCUUCCCUGCCUACUACUACCCCUUCACCAACAAAGAGGGCUAUCUCAGCCCCCUCGUCGCUGUGCUCUUUGAGAAACCCAGGACGGGCGUCCUGAUCAACAUAGAGUGCAAGGCCUGGGCCAAGAACAUCUUCUACGACCGCUACGAGCGGCGCGGCUCCGUGCACUUCGAGCUGAUGGUGGACCGCGCCUAAGCACCACCUGCGCCAGUUGGCCACGCUGCUGCCCCACAGACUGCUCACCUGGCCAUCAGUGUCUUAUUUACUUGUUCCAUCACGUUCUGGAACCGGGGCUAUCACAAACAUAUGCCACUCAGGCAGAUCAGGUUUAACUACAUUUCAAUCAUAACUUAGCGUUUUAAACUUAAGGUUCUUAACUACGAUAGCCCCGGUCCCAAUGGAGCCACUCAAGCAUUCUGUAGGGCGAAGGCCUAACCGCCAAUUGGCCGCCAAGGUCACCAACUGAUCGCCUACCGGCCAAGAUCAUCGGGUCCCCAAUUGGCCGAGUUCGUCAACUUACUGCCAAAAGAUCGUUAGUUGAUCACUAGUCAUGCUAAUUGGUGGUUGCCGGUCUCAACCGGCUGUUAGUUGUUUUAAGUGUUGUAAGGUCAUGGUUACCAGUUAGUCGCCAAGGUCGCCAAUUGUUCGCUGCGGCUGCCAAGGUCGUCUCGGAGGUCAUGCCAGGCCGGCUGCCAAGCGCCAUUAGCAAUAGCCACAUAGUCGGCGAUUAAUUUGUAUUCGUUUUAGAAUAAGCCAGAGGGCGCCACUAAUUUUAACUUUUGUUUGUCACGCUUCAAAUAAAGUUAAUGAAAUUUAAAAUUUAUUGAAUAUAUAUGAAUUAUGUAAUGUUUUCUGGACGGACAGUCAAUAAACACGCAAUAGUUGGUUCCAA
Molecule: messenger RNA, 1704 nt
Organism: Helicoverpa zea (corn earworm)
Lineage: Eukaryota; Metazoa; Arthropoda; Insecta; Lepidoptera; Noctuidae
Gene: nrv3
Product: sodium/potassium-transporting ATPase subunit beta-2-like
Exons: 7
Coding region: 39-1007 (322 amino acids)
Biological process (GO): intracellular sodium ion homeostasis; intracellular potassium ion homeostasis; potassium ion import across plasma membrane
Cellular component (GO): sodium:potassium-exchanging ATPase complex
Molecular function (GO): ATPase activator activity
Source: RefSeq, a predicted model, not a curated record